Salarias fasciatus (jewelled blenny) is the source of this 1693-nucleotide messenger RNA. RefSeq names its product cholinergic receptor, nicotinic, alpha 10a (gene chrna10a). Gene Ontology annotation, biological process: monoatomic ion transmembrane transport. The transcript is spliced from 5 exons. Lineage: Eukaryota; Metazoa; Chordata; Actinopteri; Blenniiformes; Blenniidae. The record is from RefSeq and is a predicted model, not a curated record. Bases 35 to 1624 code for a protein of 529 amino acids. Gene Ontology annotation, cellular component: postsynaptic membrane. Gene Ontology annotation, molecular function: transmembrane signaling receptor activity; acetylcholine-gated monoatomic cation-selective channel activity.
UGGUCCUUGGAUCAGAACCAUUUGCUUCUGCAAGAUGAAACGACAGACAGUCCAAACUUCGCUCUGCUUGCUUUUGUGCUUCAGUGUUUUACCAACCUGUCACUGUGCUCAUGGGAAAUUCGCUCAGAAGCUCCUGAAUGAUCUGUUCACCAACUACACUAGUGCGCUGAGACCCGUGGAAGACACAAACAACAUCCUGAAUGUGACUCUGCAGGUCACUCUGUCACAAAUCAUCGACAUGGAUGAGCGAAAUCAAAUUUUGACUGCAUAUUUGUGGAUACGGCAAGUGUGGGUUGACGCACACCUCAAAUGGAAUAAAGAUGAUUACGAUGGACUCGAUACCAUCCGCAUACCUAGUAGUUAUGUAUGGAGACCUGAUAUAGUCCUAUAUAACAAUGCAGACGAUCAUUUCACUGGCCCCAUGGACACCAAUGUGGUGAUCCGACAUGACGGCCAGAUCAUGUGGGACUCCCCAGCGAUCACCAAGAGCUCCUGCAAAGUGGACGUGUCCUUCUUCCCCUUCGAUGCUCAGCAGUGCAGGUUCACUUACGGCUCCUGGACCUACAACGGUAACCAGCUUGAUAUCCUGAAUGCCAUGGAGAGUGCCGACCUGGCUGAUCUAGUGGAAAAUGUGGAGUGGGAGGUGCUCGGGAUGCCAGCCAAGCGGAACAUCAUUCUGUAUGGCUGCUGUGCUGAUCCUUACCCAGAUGUGACCUACACCCUGAAGCUUAAAAGGAGAGCUUCUUUCUAUGUUUUCAAUCUGCUGAUACCUUGUGUGAUGAUCUCUUUUCUGGCUCCACUGGGCUUCUACCUGCCUGCUGACUCCGGAGAAAAAGUUUCUUUGGGUGUCACUGUGAUGCUGGCUCUCACUGUCUUUCAGCUGCUUGUUGCAGAGAUCAUGCCACCCUCUGAAAAUGUACCACUGAUUGGAAAAUAUUACAUUGCAACAAUGACCAUGAUCACAGCCUCCACUGCUCUGACCAUCUUCAUCAUGAACAUACACCACUGUGGUCCAGAUGCCAAGCCUGUUCCCAAGUGGGCCAAGAAAGUCAUUCUGCAGUACAUGGCCAGGAUGUGCUUUGUGUAUGAAGUUGGGGAGAACUGCAUGUCACCACAGCCAGAGAAACAGGAGCCUCCAGUGAUGAAGAACACAAACUGCACAAUGAACGGUCAGGCUGGGCUGGGCCGAGACGACUUUGCAUUCAAAACAGAGAGAGGACAAGAGACGGUGUGCUCACCAGAGGGACGAGAAGACACAGAUCAGAUGAUGAGCCCGAUUGGCUCCAUGGGCAAGAAUCCCACCAGUAACUACAGCACCUGGAAGAACGGCGUCUUUAUGAGCAUGGACUGCGGAGACUCGGGGGGUCCGAGGAGAUGCAGGAAAGGAGGGGAGAGCGACUUGGAGAGAAAAGAGGCCGAGCUCACCUGCAGCACCCCGAGCAACGAGAGGCUGCUGCUGCGUAACAUAGAGUACAUAGCCAACUGCUACAGAGAUCAGAGAGCCACGCAAAAAAGGACUGGAGAGUGGAAAAAGGUGGCCAAAGUUUUGGACCGAUUCUUCAUGUGGAUAUUUUUUAUAAUGGUGUUUCUAAUGAGCCUUCUCAUCAUGGGGAAAGCCAUUUAACUGCUGAGCUGCUCAGAUGUUGGUUUUGGAGACACAGUCGAAUUGUGUACAUAAAAUACAAAUCAGAAA